AUGCCAUCGGUAACACGUAUCAAGAUCGUUUCUAGGACCCCUUCAACAUCUACUAUUCAUUACUAUGGGCGCUAUUAUAGUCACCCAGAUAAAGGUGAAGGGUUCAACAUCUGGGUACCUUCUUUAUCUCCCUUUGAUAUUCGGUUAACCUUUUCACAUUUCUCAUUUCAGGAAAUCGAAGGCUUAAUCCAACAUAUCAAGGAAGUACCCAGUGGCAAACAUGUAGCUGUAAUGAGCAUCGGCUUACUACCAUCUCAGCCUAGCGCAGCUCUUUGUAGAGCAUUCUCUUCAUUGGGUGCGGCAAAGAUAUUUAUGGUUGGAACGACCAAUCCAAACUAUUGUUUGGUUGGGUACAAGGGUUUAUCUCCAGGGAUGGCCAGCGAAGCUUUCGGUGACUCAACCAUCAAUGAAGUUUGGGCAGAGGGUGAAGCGAGAGUCAACCUAAAGAUUGCAAAAAGGAGGAUCACCACUUUAUUUAAUUCCAAAAUUGGAGCCCCAUACAUUUUUUUUGACGGUUAUACGGCAAACGAUUUUCUUGAAGGUCUUGGCAAUGGAAUCAAUGUUCUCGUUUUCAGUCAAAAAGGAGCUGUAUCAGUUAGAAGCCCACCACAAGUGUAUAACUUUCCUACUUCCAAUCUCUACUCGAAUUCCUCGGAAUCUUUAUCAAGAUUCAUCGAUUCCCUUGCCAACCAUACUUUUAUCAUGGUGUUUGCUCAAGGACUCGAUUUGGCCAAGAAUAACUUGCAUCAAAACGCCAUCUCAAGCCUGAGAAAGAUUGGAAGCAAAUUCAUUUCUCAAUACUCUACCAUCUCGUCAAACGAUUGUUGGUUUAUGAUCAAAAGAAUAGGUUCUGAUUCUAUUUUCACAGAAAUGACCUACAAUCAUAAUUCACCAUCUACAUCUUCUUUUAUUCAAACCGUAGAAAGAAAGAUAUACAAUGACGAUACCUAUCAAGUUGAUGAUGACAUUAAUAUUUCAGUUAUGUCAUCAAACCAAAGUAACACACCUGUUGGAAUGGAAUCAUUGUUUUACAUUUAUGUUGGUGGUGUAUCAAUAACUCUGGAAGGUCCAUUGACCAAUGGUUUGGUGAUGUGUGCUAUCAGUGAAAUCGAUGGUCACAUUUACUUUAUCAAAAACUAUAAUAUUGGUACCGAUGAUGGAUCGCAUGAUAUGGUAAAGGACAUUGUUGACAAAAUCUCAGUUGGCUCGCUGGUUGUUGUGUGUUCAGUGCUCAACUCUGCUGGAUCAAACAUCACAAUGUCAGCAGAUUUAUUGACGUCACUUGAAAGACUUGGAGCAGAAUUUGGUUAUGAUAUCACAUCAUCAAGCUCCUAUGCUUUAAUAGGAAGAAAAGGAGCAGCCGUUGCAACGGCAAGCGAGCUGAUAUCCAACACUGGACCAGUCACUCUUUUUUCUAACUUUCCAAAAAGCUUAAAGCCAAUCAAGCCAUUCAUCGAAAUUGAUAACCUGUCAGUCAGUGCUUUACCAGGUGGAGGAUAUGGAUACUCAUCAUUUAUGAUCAAUAAACAGAUUGUAGAUGGCACCAAUAUUUUUUCAUCUGGACUCAACGUCCUGACAAUCAGCCCAUUGAACGGCACAAUUACAAGUGCUAAAAACUACGAUACUACAACUGACUCGUUUAACUCUAGCAAGUUCGUAGCCGAUAUCCAAGCCCUACCAACAGGGACCAUCGUUGCUCUAUCGACAGUUGGUCCAGCCGGACAAUACCUUGGAAAUGGUGUUGAUACUAUUGUCAACUACCUUGGAGGUAUGCUCAUUAAAUCAUUUUCAUCACAGUCAUAUUGUAUCAUAUCUACUGUUGGCCAACAACUGACCGGAGACAAAAGAGUCAUUAGUGAGUGUAUGUCUGAAAACAUUUAUGUGCCAACCACUUGCAAUACUCGAUUCCCCAUUAAAUCGCUGUUUACCGGAUCUGGACUUUCAUUCUGUGUUACAUCAAUGGCCCAAUCAAGCACUGCCUCUCGUAUUAUGGUAAACGGCCAAUCUCAACUAUCAUCACCAUCAAGUGGACUCAAUGUCGUUACAGUUGACCAUAUUACUGGAGCCACACAAGAAUAUCAUUUUGAUACAGCCAAUGAUGAUAAGCAAUGGGUACUUUUCCUAAAUUUCAUUCAAGGUCUUACAAUGGGUACUUUUGUACUCAUAUCGGUGCAACAGUCUUUUGGAAUUCCUGGUCCAGAAUUCAAGGAUAUCAUCAAAAUUUCUCUCUCGUUGAUUGGUGCAUCCAAGUUUGUGAAUGUAGGUCCAUCAACUUCAUAUUCAGUAAUUGGUACAAAAGGCGCAACUCCUGGAUCAGCUUAUGAAUCAUUUCAUGAAAAUGUACAGAAUCCAACCCUCGUCCCUUAUCAAGGCACCAAUGGUUUAUGGUCAACUCUCAGAAGAACCAUUAAUGCUCACUAUUCCAUUGCUCAGCAACUACCACCAGCUUGCAACCCCAAUGCCACAACUUGCCCCAUCCAAACCUUAGGGAAUGUAUUUAUGAACGAGCCAGCUUAUUGGAAAACGAAUCGUCUUUCCUCUGGAAACAUCGUCAAGGCCCUGUUGAUUGGUGUAUCGUACAAUGACAAUCCAGCUGGUCCCAUCAAAGGCGUAGACCUCUCUAUCCAAGAACACUGCAGAGCCCUUGUCGAAUGCGGAUACAAAUCAUUUGUCAACACUGUCAAUGGAGUUAGCACAUAUGGUCUGUGCACUUUGAUUCAAGAUCCACAAACUUAUCAAUAUCGUACCGAUUAUUCUCUCACAUCCAAUGAACUCCAAAAACUAUUUGUCAAUAUUCCAUUUGGAAAAUAUUACCCUCUUCAAGUCCAAUUGCUGGUGUCCCCCUCUACCAAUUCACAAGCCACAAACUCGGAAUGGUCAAAAUGA
Molecule: messenger RNA, 2886 nt
Organism: Cavenderia fasciculata
Lineage: Eukaryota; Evosea; Eumycetozoa; Acytosteliales; Cavenderiaceae
Exons: 4
Coding region: 1-2886 (961 amino acids)
Source: RefSeq, a predicted model, not a curated record